AUGGUCGCAAACAAUUUGGCCUUCACUCAAGGAGAUAUGCCAUCUGAAGAUGUGUUCGAGCAUUACAAGGUUGCCGCUGCAUCUUCAGGCAGGAAGAAGGACAACAAGAGAACUCGGGGGGAGAGAAGUAAAAUCGCCUCAAAGAAGGCCCGAACUGAGGACCCUCCAGCCACUGUCCCUUCGAAGGAGAACACACCACCUCCAUCGCCACUCGAGAAGCCGGCCUCAACUCCUCCGGUCAACCAGCAUUCCACUCCUCCAACACCCGUCGACCGACACCGUACUCCUCAGGACCCUACCAGUCAAACACAGCGCACUCAACCCGAAGGCUCCCUUUUCAGCAUUGUGGUCAGCUCAGCCAGGGAGAGGAUAUACAAGCUCUCCAAACACAAACGCAGUCAAGAGGCCAUUGACAGAACCAUUUCCAUGGAGACUGACCAAAUACUCAACCGAGGGCUGAAUGAGAUAGUUAGCGGAUUGCUGACCAUGACCGCUGGCUGGCGCCGUGCGGGUGCAAUGGUGUCCCAGACCAAAAUUUUUGACACCAGGCUUGCUGAGGCUAAAAAAGCGCUUGAAGGGAAAAACACUGACCUGCUCGAGAAGAACAUUGAGCUAACUAAGCAGAACGAUGAGUUGCUUGAGAAGAGUGUGGAGCUGUCUAAGCAAAAUGAGGAACUGCUCGAACAAAAAGCCACUCUGACCGAGGAGCUGCUGGAGAGUCGGGGCGCCCUGAAGAAAUCCAAUGAAGACAAAGAAAAAUUUAGGGAAAGCGCUAAACUCAACUACCAACAAUCCCAACAGCUCGAGCUUAAUUUGAUUACGAGCAGGCACGAGACGGAGGAGCUGGAAAAGCGCAUGAAGGAGCUUGAGGAACUCGAAGCCAAGAACAUGGAGAACCGGAAGGCUAACUUCAGCUACCUGUCAGAAUGCCUGAGGCGGACUCUAAUGUCUCAGUGUGCCAUUCGCCUGGAGGAAGAAGAGAGGGCUAAUGUUCCUACUUCCCUAGAGAUCUCUCUGGCAACAUGGAUAGAUGGUGCAGAUAAUGAAGCUGGUGCAGCUGUCGACCAAGACGCUCCUCAAGACCCUCCAACCUCUUAG
Messenger RNA from Humulus lupulus (European hop), 1098 nucleotides. RefSeq lists its product as uncharacterized. Lineage: Eukaryota; Viridiplantae; Streptophyta; Magnoliopsida; Rosales; Cannabaceae. The transcript is spliced from 4 exons. Bases 1 to 1098 code for a protein of 365 amino acids. The record is from RefSeq and is a predicted model, not a curated record.